AUGGACCGUAUGUUCGAUGACAUACGGGCAGCCACAUUCGAAGAUGCUCCUGAAGACAACACAACGUCACCAACUCACUCAGCAAUACCACAGUCCUCCCCAUCCACUACUAUCGACCAACUAUUAGAGGAUGCCCAACGUCCUCUUUUUGACGGCUGCACAAAAUUCUCAAAGCUCUCGUUCGUAGUGAAGUUGUUACACAUUAAAAUACUUGGUGGGUGGUCAAUCAAGUCUUUUGAUAUGCUUCUAAGCCUUUUGCGGUCAGCCUUUCCUAAUGCUGAAUUGCCACAAUCAUAUGAGGAGGAAAAUGCUAAUCUUAAUGAGUGCCCUAUCUGUAAGGCUUCACAAUGGAUGCCAAAUACACACGGCUCACGAGUAAUCCCUCAAAAAGUGCUUCGGCAUUUUCCUUUGAAGCCAAGAUUGCAGCGUCUCUUUGUGUCAAGCAAGAUAGCAGGUGACAUGAGAUGGCAUAAGGAGCAGUGGGUCACCGAUGAUACUAGUAUGAGACAUCCUGCUGACUCUGAAACCUGGAAGACAUUUGAUCAAGCUAACCCCAGAUUUGCUAGGGAUGCUCGCAAUGUUAGGCUCGGGUUGGCAAGCGACGGAUUUAAUCCCUUCAACAAUCUGGCUAAACCUUAUAGCAUUUGGCCAGCGAUUCUUGUCCCGUAUAACUUACCACCGUGGUUAUGCAUGAAAGACAUGUUCUUCAUGACAUCUCUCAUUAUCCCUGGCCCAAAAUCACCAGGGAAUGACAUUGAUGUUUAUUUGCAACCGUUAAUUGAUGAGUUAUUUGAACUUUGGGAACAUGGGGUACCUACAUUUGAUGCAUCUACUAAGGAAAUGUUCAUGUUACAUGCUGCCUUAUUGUGGACAAUCAACGACUUUCCCGCAUAUGGAAAUCUAUCUGGGUGGUCAACAAAAGGGAAACUGGCAUGUCCGUCUUGCAAUGAAAGUACAGAUUCCAACUGGCUGAAAUAUGGCAGAAAACAUUGUUAUAUGGGACAUCGACGUCUCUUACCGACAGAUCACAUGUGGCGAACGAGAAAAGCCUUGUUCAAUGGUAAAGAAGAUCUUCGUAUGCCACCAACUAUGGUUGAAGGAGUGGAUCUUUUAACUCAAUUACAAAUGCUUGGAGAUAUUCACUUUGGAAAAUCUCGUAGGAAGAGAAAACGCACUGCGGAAGAGUUGAACUGGACAAAGAAAAGCAUCUUUUUCAAACUACCUUAUUGGUCAACUUUGCGGCUUAGACAUAAUCUAGAUAUUAUGCAUAUUGAGAAGAAUAUUUCCGAGAACAUAUUGGGCACUCUUAUGAACAUUCCCAGCAAGACAAAAGAUAAUGCUAAUUCUCGGCGUGACUUAGAGAUCUUGGGCUUCAGAAAGGAAUUGCAUUUGAAACGUGAAGGUGAACGUGUUACAAUGCCACAUGCAUCAUACACAUUACAUGGAGAUGAAAGGAAUAAAUUCUGUGAGUGGCUUGCUGAGGUUAAAUUUCCAGAUGGGUUCGCUGCCAAUAUCACGCAUUGUGUAUCUAUACUUGUACACUUACCCCUUGAGGCCAUUCUUGGAGGUCCAGUUCAAUAUCGAUGGAUGUACCCGUUUGAAAGGUACCUGGGCAAAUUCAAGCGGUAUGUUAAGAAUAAAGCAAGUCCAGAAGGUUCAAUAGUGGAAGCUUGGGUUCACAUCGAGUGUUUGACAUUUUGCUCCAUGUAUCUCCAAGAUGUUGAGACGAAGUUUAAUCGAGCAGAUCGCAACAUUGAUAGUGUAGAAGAGGAGACUAUAGAUGGGUUCAAAAUUUUCAACCAGAAACUUCGUCCCUUGGGUAUGGCUAAUAAUGUGCAAUUCGAAGUUGAACUCCAUACAACAGCCAUUUGGGAACACUACGACAAAUGCAGGGUGUCAAACCCAAAUUCUGUAGAUCGCAUGCACCAAACCAAGUUUCCAAUUUGGUUCAAGCAACGUGUUCUGGACCAGCGUAACAACAAUCCACUUGAUGUGUCUCAAGAUUUGUAUGUGUUAGCUUGUGGUCCUGACCGUUGGGUUGCAUUAUAUGCUGCCUGCAUUAUAAAUGGUAAACGGUUCCAUACGAAGUCUCGUGAAAUUCGCUGGCGUUCACAAAAUUCUGGGGUAUUGGUAACUGGUGACGAAGCUACUGAUAAUGUAGACUUCUAUGGUGUUAUCAAUGAUGUAGUGGAGCUACACUACAUGGGAGGUCGUAGAGUGUACUUGUUCAGCUGUGAUUGGUUUGAUGUUGGUGAUAAGAAACGGGGGGUACGAGUAGACGAUCAUUUAACUAGUGUCAAUAUGAAUAGGACGUGGUAUAAGGACGAACCAUAUGUGUUGGCAUGCCAGGCUUCCCAGUGUUUUUACAUUAGGGAUAUCAGGGCGAAAGGGAACUGGUAUGUUGUGCAGAAGUACAAUAAUAGGAAUGUGUAUGACAUUCCUCCAGUGCAGAGGGUUUUAGAUAGUAAUGAUGGCGAAUCAAGUGACGAUGAUGCCUAUCAAGAGAAUGAGUCCCCAUAUGACUAUCCACUUUUGCAUUGUGGUCCACGCAGAAAUUCACCAGAUUUUAUUGAUGAUGGCAUGGUUCCAUCUGGUUUUGGAGAUGCUUAUGGUGAUUGGGAAGACUCAGAUGAGGAGGACCCAUCCACCGAGGAAGAGUCUGACUCAGAAUAA
This is a messenger RNA of Carya illinoinensis, 2673 nucleotides long. RefSeq lists its product as uncharacterized. The record is from RefSeq and is a predicted model, not a curated record. Bases 1 to 2673 code for a protein of 890 amino acids. Lineage: Eukaryota; Viridiplantae; Streptophyta; Magnoliopsida; Fagales; Juglandaceae. The transcript is spliced from 6 exons.